UCUGUGUAUUUUAGUGUUGAUGAUGGAUGUGAUGUGCUGUAAAUCAGUAGGAACUGAUCUGUCCAUGCUGGAUAUUGAUGAUUUCAUCACAGAAAUCUCUCAGCUGAAGAAAGAGGUGGCGUUACUGGAGACAAAGCUGAGGUUAAGAGGAGAUGAAGGACUGAAGAGAGAGGACUCCGAGCUCAGUCUGACUUUACUCUGUUAUACUGAGUCAAAGCCCACAGACGCUCAGGACACUACAGUGUGUGACAGUAAUCAGGGCUUACAGGAUGAGGAAUCUACUGAUCAAACCUCCACAGAGUCUCUGGAUUCUGUCUGUAACGCUGGAGAACAGCAGCAGAUCCUGCAGACCAAACUCAAGAUGUGUUCAGUCAAACUCAUCGACUGCUCGAACCUCAUGAUGGAGAUCAAAACUGAACCCACAGAAUCAAAAACUGAACCCACAGAAAUAAAAACUGAACCUACAGCAGAUGAAUAUGAGGACAAACACCGUGAUGGUCAUGAUUUUAUUGUGUCAGAUGUAAGGAGUGAAUCAUGUUUGGAUGGAGAAAUAAUGUCCUCAACAUCAGAAGAGCGACUGACUGCACGAACACUUUCCUGCAUCACCGUUGGAGAGACAUUAAGCUCACAGAGACAUUUAGAGAAGCAUAAGAGAAAACACACAGAUCAGAAACAUCAUCUGAAGAAAUACACCAAUGAGAGACCCUAUCAGGGCAGUGAAUGUGGAAAAACCUUCAGGAACUCAGGUCAUUUAAAAUCACACCAGAAUAUUCACUCUGAAGAGAAACCCUUUCAAUUUCCAAAACAUUUCAGUCAUAAAUCUCAUCUGAUAGUCCAUGAGAGACUUCACACUGGAGAGAAACCUCAUCACUGUAGUGUUUGUGGGAAGAGAUUUAAUCAAUGUAAAUAUUUAGUGAUUCACCAAAGAAUUCAUACAGGACAAAAACCGUAUAAAUGCUCUCAGUGUGAGAAGACGUUUGCUCAUUUAACUUCCUUAAAAGCCCAUCAGAGAAUUCACACUGGAGAAAAACCUUACAAAUGCUCUCAUUGUGAGAAGACGUUUACUCAGUCAGGUCACUUAAAAGCCCAUGAGAGACUUCACACUGGCGAGAAACCUUACCAAUGCUCUCAGUGUGGAAUGAGCUUCACUUAUUUAAAUUCUUUUAGAGUUCAUCAGAGACUUCAUACUGGUGAAAAACCUUACAAAUGCUCUCAUUGUGAGAAGACGUUUACUCAGUCAGGUAACUUAAAACUCCAUGAGAGACUUCACACUGGCGAGAAACCUUACCAAUGCUCUCAGUGUGGAAAGAGCUUCUCUGAUCCAUCUCAAUUCACUGUUCAUCAGAGAGUUCACACUGGAGAGAAACCUUACGCCUGCUCUCAAUGUGGAAAGAGCUUCUCUAAUCAAUUAUCUAUUAAAGUUCAUCAGAGAGUUCAUACAGGAGAGAAACCUCAUCACUGCAAUGUCUGUGGGAAGAGUUUUAGGCAACAGGCUACCUUUAUAAAGCACCAGAGAACUCAUACAGGAGAAAAACCUUACAAAUGCUCUCAGUGCGAAAAGGCGUUUGCUCAGUCAGCUUCUUUAAAAGUCCAUGAGAGAGUUCACACUGGAGAGAAACCUUAUCACUGUAAUGUUUGUGAAAAGAGUUUUAAUCGACAUCACAGUUUAGUGAGACACCAGAGAACUCAUACAGGUGGAAAACCUUACAAAUGCUCUCAUUGUGAGAAGACGUUUGCUGAGUCACGUUCCUUAAAAGUUCAUGAAAGAGUUCAUACUGGAGAGAAACCUUACGUCUGCUCGAUCUGUGGAGAGAGAUUUGCUUCUUCAAGAAGUCUUCAGAAUCAUAAGAAGAAACACACCAGUGAGCGACCGUAUCAGUGCCGUGAAUGUGGAAAAACCUUUAAGGAUUCAUUCUCUCUAACUUCACACCAAACACUACACACUGAAGAGAAACCCUUUCAAUGUUCACACUGUGAUAAACGUUUCAGUCAUAAAUCUCAUCUGAUAGUCCAUGAGAGAAUUCACACUGGAGAGAAACCUUACCUCUGUCAUGUUUGUGGGAGGACUUUUAAUCUACCUCAAUAUUUAGUGUCACACCAGAAAGUUCAUACAGGUGUAAAACCUUACAAAUGCUCUCACUGUGGGAAGACCUUUGCUUAUUCAGCUUCCUUAAAAGUCCAUGAGAGAAUUCAUACGGGAGAGAAACCUUACGUCUGCUGUCACUGUGGAAAGAGUUUCUCAGAUCACAAUGCCUUUAGAGUCCAUCAGAGAGUUCACACUGAAGAGAAACCUCAUCACUGUGAUGUUUGUGGGAAGAGUUUUAAUCAUCGUGUCAAUUUAGUGAAUCACCAGAGAAUUCAUACAGGUGAAAAACCUUACAAAUGCUCUCAGUGUGAGAAGAUGUUUACUCAGUUAAAACACUUAAAAGUCCAUGAGAGACUUCAUACAGGAGAGAAACCUUACGUCUGCUCUCAUUGUGGAAAAAGCUUUUCUGAUCCAUCUUAUUUUAGAGUUCAUCAGAGAAUUCACACUGGAGAGAAACCUCAUGACUGUAAUGUUUGUGGGAAGAGUUUUACUCAACGUGAUUAUUUGGUGUCACACCAGAGAACUCAUACAGGUGAAAAACCUUACAAAUGCUCUCAGUGUGAUAAAACGUUUGCUCAGUCAGUUCACUUAAAAGCUCAUCAGAGAGUUCAUACUGGUGAAAGACCUUACAAAUGCUCUCAGUGUGAGAAGACGUUUGCUCAGUCAGGCCACUUAAAAGUCCAUCAGAGAAUUCAUACGGGAGAAAAACCUUACGUCUGCUCGAUCUGUGGAGAGAGAUUUGCUGCUUUUAAAAGUCUUCAGAAUCAUCAGAAGAAACAUACUGACACAAACUACAUCACAGUGUCUUAAAGUUUUUACCGCGGUGUUGAAUAUUCCCUCUUUUGCCAGACAAAUAAACAAGUUGACCAAUAAGAUUAGAUUACUUUAUUGGUCCCGAAGAAAAUUUGUCUUGGACAGAAGGCUGCCACAUAACACAUACAAUUAUAGUAUAAUAACAAGAAAAACCACAAUACACACAAGAGAGCCUUACCACAAGAUCUGAGUAUUAUGUCACGUUCCCGUCACGUUCAAGCCACUGCUGUAAAUAAAAAAAUGUGAGACGGUGGCGCUAUAGCACACAAACUGUAUUGACAGAGUUUGUAAUCACACCAGUGAAACAAAUCAAAUUGAUUUAAUUUAUAUAGCGCUUUUCCAAAGUAGCUGUUCAUUAAUUAUUAUUAUUAUGAGGAUUUUUAUUAUUAUUAAAAAAAAUAAAAAGAACUGCAAGUGCACAAAGAAGCAUUCAGCUAUCGUUGAGAAAUCAUCAAUAUGGCAUUAUGAGGAUGGGCAUCACAUCAAACCGGUCUAUCUCAGAUGUCCUCAGAGAGCUAAAGACCAACAUCAAAUGACUAAACCCACAGAGAACUAUUUUCAACAUGUGAGAGUCAACAUCUGAAAACUUUCUCAAAAGAGUUCACAUCUACCUAGCCCAAAACACCUUGCACUGACAUCUUAAAAUAUAUUUGUUAUUGGACAAAAUAAUGUCAACACUUUAGUCAAAAUAAUUUGUCUAACCCUGAUAAACUACUUAAAUAAGUUUGCAAAUGACCUCUUAUUUAACCCUUUUGCAAAAUAAGUUUGCAAAAGACCUCUUAUGUAACCCUUUCUCGUCUCUAAGCUUUGUAUUAGUGCAGUUUAAGUUGUAUUCAGCAGGCACAUGGCUUCUCCUACCACUGCUAUGCUGAUGACACCCAAAUCAUUUCACCCAGACGCACCAAAGCAGCACGCAUUACAGCCUGCUUAGCCGAUAUAUCGGCUUGAAUGAAAAAACACCACCUCCAGUUGAACCUUGCGAAGACUGAGCUGCUUGAAUUUCCUGCAAAACCCAAGAUAAAGCAUGCACUGUCCAUUCAACUGGGCAACACAACCAUAACUCCUUCCAAAACUGCCAGAAACCUUAGUGUAAUCUUUGAUGACCGACUGUCCUUCACUGAGUACAUUGCAAAGACUGUGUGAUCAUGUUGAUUUGCAUUAUACAAUAUCAGGAAGAUAUGGCCCUUCCUUACAAAGCAUGUUGCACAACUCCGGAUCCAGGCCCUGGUAAUCUCUAGGUUGGACUACUGCAAUGCUCUCCUUGCACAGAGCAUCAAACCACUCCAACUGGUUCAGAAUGCAGCAGCCCGAUUAAUCUUCCAAGAGCACAAAAGGGCUCAUGUAACGUCGCUCUUCAUCUCUCUACACUAGCGCAUGUCAGGUAUAAGUCACUACUGCUCACUUAAAGAACUUUCACUGGGACUGCACCGGCAUACUUUCACACUUUCCUGCAUUCCUACACCCCAUCCAGGACCUUACGUUCAGCAAAGGAGCGGCGCCUUAACUUACCUUCACAUAUGGGCACUAAAUCACGUUUCCCCUCAUUUUCCUUCACUACUCCCAGCAGGUGGAAUGAUCUUCCUUUAGGAGUCCGAUCAGCCACAUCUCUUGUUACAUUCAAAAAACAAAAACUCAUCUUUUAAAAAAAUACUUGAGAAAUUGGAACUGACUGCCGACACGCCUCUUUUAUCUUAUAAAAAACUUUAUCUCUCAACGAGUAUUGUUUCGGAAUUGUGAAAACUUGUAACUUGGUAUAAGCACCUCUUGUAUAAUUGUCUCCUUAUGACAAAUCGCUUGAUUGCUUUCUUAUCUUUGUAAGUCGCUUUGUAUAAAAGCAUCUGCUAAAUGCUUAAAUGUAAAAUGAGUCUGUACGUGUGGUGUCAGUGAAAUGUAUCUGUUUAAGGAAUUCUGUUUCAAGAGCAUCUACAUAAAAGCAAAAUUGUAAAGUGCAACAGUC
Molecule: messenger RNA, 4856 nt
Organism: Paramisgurnus dabryanus
Lineage: Eukaryota; Metazoa; Chordata; Actinopteri; Cypriniformes; Cobitidae
Source: RefSeq, a predicted model, not a curated record